Archocentrus centrarchus (flier cichlid) is the source of this 547-nucleotide messenger RNA. RefSeq names its product ribosomal protein S20 (gene rps20). The record is from RefSeq and is a predicted model, not a curated record. Bases 155 to 514 code for a protein of 119 amino acids. Gene Ontology annotation, molecular function: structural constituent of ribosome; RNA binding. The transcript has 4 exons. NCBI's taxonomy places the organism in Eukaryota, Metazoa, Chordata, Actinopteri, Cichliformes, Cichlidae. Gene Ontology annotation, biological process: translation. Gene Ontology annotation, cellular component: ribosome; small ribosomal subunit.
GGAAGCAAGGGGUCCCGGAUGAGCGGUACAAAGGGAGGAAACGCGCCUGCGCUCGCUCUUUUCUCCCUCAGCUAACCACGUUAGUUGUUCCCUUUCCUGGCUCACCGCUGUUCGCUUGAAUUUCUUCCGAAUAAGUCGGUCAGGAAUAUUCGCAAUGGCUUUUAAAGAUACCGGUAAGGCACCUGUUGAGACAGAGGUUGCAAUCCACCGCAUCCGCAUCACCCUCACCAGCCGUAACGUCAAAUCUCUGGAGAAGGUCUGCGCAGACCUGAUCCGUGGGGCUAAGGAGAAGAACCUGAAGGUGAAGGGACCGGUCCGCAUGCCAACUAAGACUCUGCGUAUCACCACCAGAAAGACUCCCUGUGGUGAAGGGUCUAAAACCUGGGAUCGCUUCCAGAUGAGGAUUCACAAGCGUCUGAUUGAUCUGCACAGCCCUUCUGAAAUCGUCAAGCAGAUCACCUCCAUCAGCAUCGAACCAGGUGUCGAGGUCGAAGUUACCAUCGCAGAUGCAUAAAUGAUUUUUCAAUAAAGAAACUAACAAGGAAAA